Messenger RNA from Carcharodon carcharias (great white shark), 2705 nucleotides. It is a transcript of the gene kat14, whose product is annotated as lysine acetyltransferase 14. The coding region runs from base 26 to 2380 and encodes 784 amino acids. The transcript is spliced from 10 exons. The record is from RefSeq and is a predicted model, not a curated record. NCBI's taxonomy places the organism in Eukaryota, Metazoa, Chordata, Chondrichthyes, Lamniformes, Lamnidae. Gene Ontology annotation, molecular function: acyltransferase activity, transferring groups other than amino-acyl groups.
UAAACAUUGCCAGAGGUUUGGGAGUAUGGAAGAAAACGAGGAGACAAAAAGCUUAACUGCUCGCCAAAUGGAGGAUGAAUGUGCAAGAAUGACUGCUUCUGAAGGGUUGGAAGAAGGAGAGGUUGAAGGGGAAACUCUACUGAUAGUUGAGUCAGAAGACCAGGCCUCAGUGGACUUGUCCCACGAUCAGAGUGGGGAUUCCUUGAACAGUGAGCUGGGUGAUGAAGGGGAAGGGUCCUGGAUGGAAGAUAUGUCUUUUUACUGUGACAAGUGUCAGAAGUGGAUACCUGCAACUCAGUUGAGAGGAGAGCACCCCAGUUACUUGCGGGGUGAUAACUUCUUCCGAUUCUGUUGCUCAGACUGUGCAGAAGAUGGGAAGGAACACUUUGAGAGACUGAAGCUUACAUGGCAACAAGUUGUGAUGUUGGCUAUGUACAACUUGUCAUUGGAAGGAACUGGUCGCCAAGGCUACUUCCGUUGGAAGGAAGAUAUUUGUGCUUUUAUUGACAAGCAUUGGGCCUUCUUAUUAGGAAACAGGAAAAAGACCUCGACCUGGUGGAGCACCGUUGCAGGCUGCCUCUCUGUGGGCAGCCCCAUGUAUUUCCGUUCGGGUGCUCAGCAAUUUGGUGAGCCAGGCUGGUGGAAGCUGGUCCACAACAAGCCUCCUGUCAUGAGGCCAGAAGGGGAGAGGCCGUCAAGCACCACGCUGAAGGCAAGAGCUGUCAAACCACCCUUAGAUCCAAUUAUUACAGUAGAAGGGCUACGUAAACGAGUGAGUCGCAACCCUGUGGAAACAGCCAUGGAAUUGAAGGAGAAACGCUCCCGCACUCAGGAAGCUAAGGACAUUAGGCGUGCUCAGAAGGAAGCUGCUACCUUCAUUGACAGGAGCACAUCUUCAACCCCAGUAAAGUUCUCCAGCAGGACUCGCAGGUCAGAACUGAUCCUGGAGAAAGGAGAAGUGAUCGACUUUUCUUCUCUGAGUUCUUCGGAUCGGACUCCACUUACCAGCCCCUCUCCAUCCCCCUCACUGGACUUCUCUGCUCCUGGGACCCCACUGUCUCAUUCAGCCACUCCUAGUCUCUUGUCUGAGGCAGACCUUAUUCCUGAUGUCAUGCCCCCCCAAGCACUGUUUCAUGAUGAUGAAGAGGGAGAUGUGGAUGGUGUUAUUGAUCCUGGAAUAGAAUAUGUGCCACCUCCCAGUGUGACCACUGGCACCAUGAUCAUAAGUAGGAAGAAAGUGAAGGCAGCUGAACAAAUUAAGUGUGAUGCGGAGGAGGAUGAGGAGAGAGCAGAGAAAAUGGAAGCUGAUAUUGAAGAACCUGAGGAUGCCAUUGAGCUGUCUCAAAUUAAUGUUCGAGAGAAGAAAAAAAUCCAAGCAGAGAGGGACGCGCAAGUCCCUGCUCCUAAGUGUAUUGCCCUCAGUCUGUAUGAUGAGAGACUUCUACUUCGAAGGCUGGAAUCUUGCCCCCACGCAGUAGCCUUGAGUGUGGAGGCCAAGCGACUGCGUCGCAAACUGCUUGUGAGACAGGCCAAGAGGGAACGUGGUUUGCCCCUCUUUGACCUGGAUCAAGCCGUUGAAGCUGCAGUAUCGUUGGUUGGUGGGGUUUAUGGAGGCAAGGCAGGUGACCGUGCCGAGAUGCCCAUGGGUGUUGGGACCUUUCGGACCACCAGUCAAGACUUUCGGAUCCUGGACCGGUACCAGAUGUCUUUUUUGCACAUGAAAGGAUAUCAGCAACACAAGACAAAAUUUAUGCACCGACUGACUGGAUCAGGAGACAUGUUAAUGAGCCAAAGCAUCAUCAGCCCGUACACAUCCCGAGUCCUCAAACCAUAUAUCAGGCGUGAUUUUGAAUGUAAUCCACCUAAACUACAACUACUGUCUGAAAUUCGGGCCUAUCCACAUCGGAGUGACCCUACCUGGAAAGCAGAAGCUGAAGCCCCUGUUGAUUACUGCUACGUCUGCCCAAAUUUUAUUCCUACAAUAAACUCGAUGUGCCAUGAAUUCUUCUGGCCAGGCAUCGACUUGUCGGAGAGCCUACAGUACCCAGAUUUCAGUGUUGUCGUCCUCUACAAAAAAGUUAUUAUUGGCUUUGGCUUCAUGGUUCCUGAUGUGAAAUACAAUCAGGCUUAUAUAUCCUUCCUGCUGGUUCACCCCGAAUGGAGGAGAGCUGGGAUUGCAACCUUCAUGAUUUACCACCUCAUUCAGACUUGCAUGGGGAAGGAUGUGACUCUCCAUGUCUCUGCCAGUAACUCUGCUAUGCUGCUGUAUCAGAAGUUUGGAUUCAAGGCUGAAGAAUACAUCUUGGAUUUCUAUGACAAGUAUCACCCCUUGGAAAGCAAGCAGUGCAAACAUGCAUUUCUUCUCCGAUUGCGGAGAUGAUCUUUUGGAAUCCAGUUAAUGUAAAAUGAAAGAACAGACCUUGUGCUUUGAAGGGUCAGACCCUGACAAACCCUCUUUUGACGUGAACUUGCAAAGCACAGACAAUUAAGUAGAAGUAAUGUCCACAAAUACCAUUACGUUUUUAGAUUGCCUUUUGAAGAAACUUUAUGACAUGUUUUGCAAAGCCAUUCUGGCAUAAAUCAUUACAAAAUUUACACAAAAUUCACAGUUGGCCAGCAGCAAGUGAAGAAUUCCCAUUAAACCUGUGUAAUGCGCUGUGAUAUUCUGAGCCAUCUGCAAAACAAAUAAAGGGGAAGAACACAAA